AUGAAGUACUUGGCCGCUUAUUUGUUGCUUGUUCAAGGUGGUAACGCCUCUCCUUCUGCUGCUGACAUCAAGUCUGUGAUCGAAUCCGUUGGUGUUGAGGCUGAAGAAGCCAAGAUCAACGCCUUGUUGUCUUCUUUGGAAGGCAAGGGCUCCAUCCAGGAAAUUGUCGCUGAAGGUCAAACCAAGUUGUCCUCCGUCCCAGCCGGUGGUGCCGCUGUUGCUUCCACUGGUGGUGCUGCUGCCGGUGGUGCUGACGCCGAGGCCGCCGAAGAGGAGAAGGAAGAAGAGAAAGAAGAGUCCGACGACGACAUGGGUUUCGGUUUGUUCGAUUAA
This is a messenger RNA of Lachancea nothofagi CBS 11611, 333 nucleotides long. NCBI's taxonomy places the organism in Eukaryota, Fungi, Ascomycota, Saccharomycetes, Saccharomycetales, Saccharomycetaceae. The record is from the annotation of a GenBank genome assembly.